Octodon degus (degu) is the source of this 789-nucleotide messenger RNA. RefSeq names its product C-type lectin domain family 2 member B-like. The transcript is spliced from 5 exons. The record is from RefSeq and is a predicted model, not a curated record. The coding region runs from base 222 to 758 and encodes 178 amino acids. NCBI's taxonomy places the organism in Eukaryota, Metazoa, Chordata, Mammalia, Rodentia, Octodontidae.
GCGGGCGUGUCCUUUGGUCCCCAGCACUGCAGAGCCCAGUGCGGCUCCUGUCUCAAGGCCGUGUGCUCUGCUGGUCUGAUCUUGCUGCGAGGCCUCCCUCCAGGAAGACCCACGUUUUCUUAGGGAUUCCAGACACCCAGUUUACUGGGCGUUCUCUCUCCAUCCUCAGGAUCAUUCCAGCCUCUGUGAUUACAGAAACUCCUUUCUGGUGAAGGUCAGAGAUGGAGGGAGAAGAAAUGGAGAAUAGGAGGAAAAGGAGAGCUGAAGUAAAAAGGAAAAUGAUAAUCCUCUCCAUUUUGUUGUGCGGAGGUCUUGCCGUUCUUCUUUGGAUAAUGCUAAAAUUUCCUAAAAAAGUUGGAAUUAGAAUAUCCAAGAAGAACUGCACAGAUGAAAUGAGGAUAUGCCCACCUGCCUGGGAGCUAAUCACUCAGAACUGCUUCUUUCAAUCUGAAGGUGAAGUUACUUGGGCUGAGGGACAGAGACACUGCAGAACAUAUUUUGGAUCUCUUGCCAAGAUCACCACAACCAAUGAAAUGAAAUAUGUGCUCAGUUACCUGGAAAACUCUACCUAUUGGAUUGGACUUAGAAAACUUGCUUCUGACACCGUCUGGAAAUGGACAGAUGGAAGUCCCAUUGGCAACUGGUUCAAAGCACAUGGCUCCGGCAACUGUACCUUUAUUGAUACCACUGAUAUAAAGAUUACCAGCUGUGAUGGAAAAAGAAGAUAUCUGUGCAGCAGAAAGAGCGAGUGUGCUUAGAAUUGCUUCAUACUGAGAGAAAAUUUUUCAU